Molecule: messenger RNA, 1322 nt
Organism: Lacerta agilis (Sand lizard)
Lineage: Eukaryota; Metazoa; Chordata; Lepidosauria; Squamata; Lacertidae
Product: protein Wnt-11b-like
Exons: 5
Coding region: 138-1184 (348 amino acids)
Biological process (GO): neuron differentiation; cell fate commitment; multicellular organism development
Cellular component (GO): extracellular region
Molecular function (GO): cytokine activity; frizzled binding
Source: RefSeq, a predicted model, not a curated record
CCGACGGCAAAAGUUGCCUACGGCAAGACGGGCGACCCUCCCAGUCGCCACCUGGGCCUGGUGUCCGCCCAUUGCGUCGGGGAGCAGCCCUUUUAAGAGGCCUCUGCGCCCUUCCCUGGCCUCUCUUUCCGCCAGCCAUGCGCUGCUCCUGGAUGGGGCUUGCCCUGCUGCUUCCCAACCUUGGCCUCUGCGCCGCCAUCCAGUGGUUGAGCCUGGCGGCCAAUGGGACACAAGUUGCCUGGGAUAACCCCCAGGACUGCCGCCUUCUAGCAUCAGACGCCUUCGCCCGGUUAUGCCGGAGGCACCUGGAGGCGAUGCCCAGCCUGGUGGAAGCGGCACGCCAGACCAAGGCUGUCUGCCAACAGACCUUUGCCAACUCACGGUGGAACUGCUCGUCUGUCGAGGGGGCACCUCACUUGGCCCCAGACCUACAGAGGGGCACCAGGGAGUCUGCCUUCGUUUAUUCCCUGGCAUCUUCUGCCGCCAGCCACUCCAUUGCCCGGGCCUGCGCUUCUGGGCAGGUUCCUUUCUGCUCCUGUGGCUCCACUCCCUCUGAGGCACCCCACCCCAGCUUUCAGUGGGGUGGCUGUGGGGACAAUCUCCCCUUCGGACUCCAGCUGGGCUCUGCCUUUGUUGACGGCCCGAUGAAGUUCAGCAAGGCGGGGACGCAGAUCUCCAGGGUCCUAAAUCUCCAUAACAAUGCAGUGGGCCGGCAGGUCCUGUCAGACUCCCUGGAGACUAAGUGCAAGUGCCAUGGGGUGUCUGGAUCUUGCACUGUCAAGACCUGCUGGAAAGGCUUGCGGGAUUUAGCCACCAUUGGCUCAGAGCUCAAAUCCAAGUACCUGGAGGCCACACAGGUGAUGCCUUGGCUUGUGGGCAGCAGGAGGCAGCUGGCACCUAGAGGAGGCAGCCUCCGGCCCCUGAAGGCAGAUGAACUGGCCUACCUUGUACAUUCCCCCACUUAUUGUCUGAAGAACCCCAAGCUGGGCUCCUUGGGGACUCAGGAUAGGCCUUGCAACAAGACUUCAGCGGGCAGUGGCGGGUGCCGCCUACUCUGCUGCGGCCGCGGCUACAAUACUUAUGCAGAGAGGGUGGAGGAGAAGUGCCGCUGCAGGUACCAUUGGUGCUGCUACGUGACCUGCAAGAAGUGUCAACAGGUGGUUGAAAAACAUGUCUGCAAGUGACCAGAGGCUGGGCCCUCCGAGUUAAGCUAUACCCCUUUCCAACGAGAGGGUUCAUAUACAGAGAGAUAAACAGAUAUAUAUUUAUAUAUAUAAUUUUAUAUAUAAUUAUAUAUAUUUUAAAAAUAGUAAUUUAAUUUU